Molecule: messenger RNA, 2118 nt
Organism: Trichoplax adhaerens
Lineage: Eukaryota; Metazoa; Placozoa; Uniplacotomia; Trichoplacea; Trichoplacidae
Exons: 19
Coding region: 1-2118 (705 amino acids)
Biological process (GO): homocysteine metabolic process
Cellular component (GO): cytosol
Molecular function (GO): flavin adenine dinucleotide binding; FMN binding; [methionine synthase] reductase (NADPH) activity
Source: RefSeq, a predicted model, not a curated record
AUGUCCAAUUUUAGUUGUGCUGAUACUAUUUAUGUUUUAUACGGCUCUCAAACUGGCCAAGCUCAAACGAUAGCCGAAGAUAUCUAUCAGCAAUGCCUUGAUCGUCAUUUCGACUCCAAGUUGCUUUGCUUAGAUCAACAUGAUAAAAAGUUUAAUAUCACUCAAGUCAAGAAAGCAGUAUUCGUCAUAUCGACAACCGGUGAUGGAGAUCCUCCGGAUAAUGCUGGCAAAUUUAUCCGUAAACUUAAGCGUAAAAGUGUACCUAAGGAUCAUUUAUCCAACCUAUCUUAUGCACUAUUGGGCCUUGGAGAUACUAAUUACAACAAUUUUUGUAACUGCGGUAAAACGCUGAAUGGCCUGCUGGAAACGUUAGGAGCAAGCAGUUUUUAUCCAAUCGGAUGCGCCGAUGAUGCAGUUGGGUUGGAGAUUGUUGUAGAGCCGUGGAAAGACGGAUUAUGGGAUGCUUUACAGAAAGUAUUGCAAUUACGUACCAAUAAUACGGAAAUUAAGUUUCUCAUCUUAUGUAUAGAAAGUAAUAAAAGGAAUGAGCUGCAAUGGGAUAAUGUAAAUAUAUCGACGACUGGUUCUAAUGAUGCCAUAUCACCAAUAAGUAUGGAUAAUCAAGUUAAAGCAAGUGAAAUCCUAUCGGGCAGUAGUAAUAUUUCUAAUACUGAAGAGACAUAUGCCACAGGUAGUCCUAAGGACUCCUUAAAUAACACGAUUGACCGACUUUCCGAAAAUACGGAAUCAAUGAAAAUUGCACCAGAACAGCUUCUGGAACAAAACGCUAAAGAGCUUUUAGCUGGUAUGCAUGAAGUUAUCCAGCUAGAAUCAAAACUGAAAGAGUAUGAUGCGACAUUUCCUGAAGCGAAAUAUUUGACUGCUGAAAAUGCCAUAAAGAAAGUUUUAGAAUUAGUUCUCUGUCAAAACGAUGAAAGCAUAGAUUUUUUACCGGGAGAUUCCAUUAAUGUAUUCUGCCCUAAUAAUGAAGAAGAAGUAAACUGGAUUAUUUCAAGGUUGGGUCUUAUCGACAUACGUAAUAGGACAUUUACUUUACGGGUUAUGUCGGAAACUAAGAAACGACUUCCAAAGAUUCCUGAUCAUAUUCCCAAAGAUUGUACUAUAAAAGAAGCUUUAAUGUUUCACUGCGAUAUACGAAGCAUACCUAAAAAGGCUACUUUACGUAUGUUAGCAGAGUAUACGGAAAAUCAAAACGAGAGGAAAAGAUUACUCCAAUUAUCUAGUCGCGAAGGAGGAAACGAUUACACCAAUUUAAUAUGCAAUUCUUCUAUCUCUUUUCUGGAUAUUUUGGCCACGUUUCCGUCUUGUAGGCCACCAUUUAUUAAAGUAAUAGUAGAACUGCUACCACGGCUGCAGCCCCGCCCAUACUCUAUCGUCAACUCCCCAAUCGAGGGUAAGAAAAUCAUGAAAGUUGCGUUUACUAUUGUACAGUUACCUCCUUCUAUCGCUACAAGGGGGCUAAGGGAAGGUUUGUGUUCUGGAUGGCUUCAGUCUAUAACGAAACAUCUGCAUUCACCACAGCUAUCGCAUGGCAAUAAUGUUGGAACAGUAAAGAUUGGAAUCAGUAGCCGAAGGAAUCAAAAUUUUAACUUGCCCAAUGAUAAGAGCAUUCCUUUAAUUAUGAUUGGUGCUGGUACUGGGAUAUCGCCAUAUGUCGGAUUUUUGGAGCACAGGUGGUUAAUAGAGAAUGACAUGGCACAAACAGCUCAUUAUGGCUCUUGGUUAUUAUUUUACGGUUGCAGACAUAAAGAUCGAGAUUAUUUAUACAAAAAUGACAUAAAUACAUAUCUUCAUAGAAAGAUACUAACACAUCACUAUGUAGCAUUUUCGCGAGAAGUGCAAGAAAAUUUAAGCGAGAAGUUUCCAAGAUAUGUUCAAGAAUGCCUUUGGCAACAAUCUGAUAAAGUCGUGAAGCUUCUAUUGGAAGAAUCGGCAUUAGUAUAUGUCUGCGGUGAUGCCCAAGGAAUGGCCAAGGAUGUUAUGAAUACGAUUAUCGAUUUAAUCGAACGUAAUAAAGGUAUAUCUAAGGAGGAGGCUUCAAAGAUAGUAUUAACGAUGAUGAAAGAAAAGCGCUAUCGUCAAGAUAUUUGGGCGUAG